UCCCAGCACAGGAUCCCGGGCCCCCCUCCCACAGCCCGGGCCAUCAGCUGAUGUGUCUGGCAGCCUUGGGCUGCAGUCUCCGCCCCUCUCGCUGGCAGCGGGUCCUGGCAGGGCUUCCCGGCCCGGCUCCUGCUCCGGCUCCGGCCCAUCACCCUCAGACACGAGGCCCCAUGGCCUCCUCGGCGCUCAACCACUCCUGGCCGGCUCUCUCCAAGCUGUGGCCGAAACGGUGGGCUUUCAAGAGAGGUUCUGAGCCCAAGUCAUGUGUCCAGCCCUUUGAUUCUGGAGCUGCAGCCUUGGCCACCAAGAGUAGCCGUGAGCCCUGGAGACCCGAGGACCCAGACGUUUUCUCCAUCAUGCAGGAUGAGCAGGAAGAUGAUUUUGCAGAACAGCUCAGCAAGAGCGCGGAGGACCUCAGCCUGGAUUGGGGGGCCCUGCAGGACAGCGAGUAUCUCCAGGACCUGGGCCUGGCGGCCUCUUCCCCCUGCCUGCCCGGUGGGGCCGCGGACAGCAGCUCCCCGAAGACAGAAACUGAGAGAGACGCGCCCUUCUCCAGCUCGGAUGGGGCCCAGACUCUGGUGCAGAGGCGCAGCUGGGAGCGGUCGCGGAGCUGCUCCGAGGACUGGCGGAGGCUCAGCUGCGACCCCCUGCCUUUGGAGGAGAUCCCCUGCCUCCCCCGGACACUGGCUAGUCUGGCUCUCAACCUGUCGGGAGAAGGCCUGAAGACUUGGACCCAGGGCUGUCUGCCUAGGGGCGGGGCCGCAGCAGAAUCCCCAGGCAAGGACCAUGGCAGCCCCAAGGAGAAGAGAGAGAGGUCACGAUCGGCGCCCCUGGCCUGCGGGGAGAGCAGCUCCCCAGAAGCGGCAACUGUGAGAGGCCUCGAACCCCCGGAGCUGGAGAGCCUGGAAAAGGAUCACGUGGAGCCCGACCACGUGGCGCGGCAAAGGGCUCACCUGGCCACCAGCCCCGGAGCGCCCCACUCCAGCCUCACCUGGUUCGAGUUCCUGUCGGAGAGCGAGGACUGUGCCUCCAAGAGUGAGAAGAGCACCAGGAGCACCAGGGUGAAGCGGAGUCUGAGCUCCCUCCGCAGCCGGGUCACCAGGCAGAAGGAGAAGGGAAAGAGCCCAGCGCAGCUGAAGGACAAGGCUCCGGACAGCAGGGAGAAGUGGGAAUGCACCAGCGGGCACCAGCUGGUGCGGGGGACCUUCGCCGGCCACUCCAGCUGCCCGCUGUGCAGCAAGCCGCUCCUGAGUCCCGGGUUCCCCGCGUUCAGCAGGGCUAUGCCGCACCGCUUGUACUCACCAGCAAAGCCCUUUGGAAAAGCAAUUAGGCGAUCCGUAUCUAAAAUCCUGCGGCAAAAUAGGGACCUUUGCCUCCUUCUCCUCUCUUGGAGACUGGUGUCUGCACGUGGAAUGCGCUAACCACCUGAGCACAGGGAAAUGUUUACAGCGAUGCCGGGCCCACAGCAACAUGAAAACACUGGAAACAUCUGGCCAGGCUGUGAUUCUGAGAGACAGUACGCACCGCGAACAAACGCUUGUCAGGGAUGUCAGGGUGCUGGUUGUGAGCCUGGGCUGUGGCUCAGUGGUAGAGUACUUGCCUAGUGUGGCUUCCAUCCUCACCUCUGCCUUGUACCCCC
This is a messenger RNA of Fukomys damarensis (Damara mole-rat), 1639 nucleotides long. Its product is annotated as rho guanine nucleotide exchange factor 18-like. Lineage: Eukaryota; Metazoa; Chordata; Mammalia; Rodentia; Bathyergidae. The record is from RefSeq and is a predicted model, not a curated record. The transcript has 10 exons. Bases 51 to 1421 code for a protein of 456 amino acids.